Molecule: messenger RNA, 1546 nt
Organism: Betta splendens (Siamese fighting fish)
Lineage: Eukaryota; Metazoa; Chordata; Actinopteri; Anabantiformes; Osphronemidae
Product: transcription factor Spi-B-like
Exons: 6
Coding region: 289-1104 (271 amino acids)
Biological process (GO): cell differentiation; regulation of transcription by RNA polymerase II
Cellular component (GO): nucleus
Molecular function (GO): sequence-specific DNA binding; DNA-binding transcription factor activity, RNA polymerase II-specific
Source: RefSeq, a predicted model, not a curated record
AUCACAAACAUGUAACUGGUUUAUUCAACCCUUUUAUUUCACAUCCCAUUUGUUUGUAUUUGUGCGUGUGCUUCAGUUACUGUGUGAUAGGAGACGUUUGCUGCCACUCCCACUCAGGGGCUUGGCCAAACGCCUGCAAAGGCUACAUAAGAGUUGACAUCCAGGUGGAGCAUCACACAGGUGAGCCUGACACUCAUGUCUCCACCCUCCAGCUCUCACUGGACUAGAACCAGGACUUAAACCUUUUUCAUCAUAUGCCUGACGCUCAGCCGCUAUUGUCCUUAAAAUAUGCUGUCAGAAAUGGAGACGAUAUCGUACGUGAACGAGAUCAGGCUGAGCGGAGGUCGAGGAGCCUGGAGCGGAGCGGCCCACUCCUCCUGCCCUGAGGUGGACCUCGAGGUCAUCGAGGAGUACCUGCAGGAGCAUUCGCUGGAGGUCCAGCCUGCGCACACGCCUGCAUCGCCCCCAGCCUCCGUGGGCCAUCAAACGCACUCACACUCCAGACACGACACCCGGAUCAUCGAGAACAGCUGGUCAGGCCAGCAUGCGUAUGAGUGGCACUAUGGUUCCCAACCAUCAAGUGAAUUUGAGGGGCAAGCUCUACCUUCAGCCUGGCCUAGUUCCCAUGACAACCAGUGGGACCAUAUUGCAUAUUCCUAUGAGGUACCUGCAUACAUUGACUCAGACUCACAGUCCAGUAGCUCUCAGUACCAAGAAUAUGAAGACUCCCCGUCACCACUGUCUGAUAGAGGAGGCAGGGAGGACAGACACCCUCUGCCGCUCGCCCCGUUGUCAGGAAAGCGGAAGGAGCGGUUGUUCCAGUUCCUGUUUGAGAUGCUGCAGACGCCGUCAAUGAAGAGCUGCAUUUGGUGGGUCCACUCCUCCACUGGCACCUUUCAGUUCUCCUCCCAAAACAAGGAGCGCCUGGCCCAGCUGUGGGGCCGGCGGAAGGGGAACCGCAAGCCCAUGACCUAUCAGAAGAUGGCACGGGCUCUGAGGAACUACUCACGCACCGGCGAGAUUCAGAAGGUGAAGCGGAAGCUGACAUACCAGUUCAAUGAGAAGACACUGAGAGGCCUCCAGGGAGACUCCAACAUGGCGUAGCAGGCGCCGUGAUGCACGCACCCAAGCGUCGGAGUGGACACUCGAGGCGAUUGUGCGUAGCCUCCAUGUCGUCUCAGCUGACUCUGCUUCUGUAGCUUGUUCUGUACAGAUAAAUCAAUACUGAGUAUUUAGGAGCCAGAUGUGAUACUAGAGGUCAGGCCUGGAGUUGGCACAUCUAUGGGGCAGGAACUCACUUCAUAAGAAACAUGUGAAGGGUCCAAUGGCUUUAAAAAAGGAUGUAAAUCUCAAAGGUUGUCAGAUAAUAUCUACUUUAUAAGUAGCAGUUUAUUGCUUCAAGUUAAGAAAAAUGUAGAUUUCAGACUUUAUGUGUUGUUGUGAUUCUGUAGUACAGAUAUGAGAGUUCAUCUUGACAUUUCUUGUGUUAAUAUGAUCUGUUUCUGAUCUUUUUUGAGAUUAAAUAAAUCAGAAAAUAUUUUCAGAA